Messenger RNA from Pocillopora damicornis (cauliflower coral), 2197 nucleotides. RefSeq names its product PAN2-PAN3 deadenylation complex subunit pan3. The record is from RefSeq and is a predicted model, not a curated record. NCBI's taxonomy places the organism in Eukaryota, Metazoa, Cnidaria, Anthozoa, Scleractinia, Pocilloporidae. Gene Ontology annotation, biological process: mRNA processing; nuclear-transcribed mRNA poly(A) tail shortening; protein phosphorylation. Gene Ontology annotation, molecular function: ATP binding; poly(A) binding; protein kinase activity. Gene Ontology annotation, cellular component: PAN complex; P-body.
GAUCAAAAAUGGCGGCGGUAAUCUGAAGGUCGGUUAUUUACAAUGUCUCAGCAGCGAAUUAUCAUCUGAAAACGCGAUCAUCGUGAAGUGAUGAAUCAUUCAAACUCAACAACUGGUUACAGAUCCUCAAGGCCCACGUUAUGUCGUUAUUACAAUACAAAUGGAUAUUGUUUCUACGGCGAUCAGUGCCAGUUUGUUCAUGCGAGGCCUUCUUCCAACGAAGGUCGAAUGGGGCCUGCCAAUAACGGACAUGUUAUAAAUAAUGGUCCAAUGAUGAAUAACGGACCUGUUGGUCCCAAGGGGCUCAGAAGUGGAGGGUUCAAAAGCAACACAACUGGUCUGCAUGACAACUUUGUUGGCAACAUGGCACAGUUGUCGAUUUCAACAAACAAGAUGCCUGCAGGUUCCCUUGGUGGGCACCUCUCUCCUCUUUCCCCAUCAAAGAAGGCAUUUACCUCAUCCCUGGCACCUGGAGGUCCUGUGUCACCACUGCAUUCUCCUAGCAAGCCACCACUUGGAUCACCAAAGGCACACCACAAUCCAAUCACGUCACAAGCAUUUGAAUUUUUACCAUCUGCUGCAAACCAAAAUCUCCCCCAGCCACAAAUACACAACCAGGCACAUGUUCCAGCUCCACAGCAGAUGGAAUCCAUUGGUGGAACAACCUACUUUUACACUCAACAAGGACAACAGCAGCCUGCUGUGCUUUUCCCAUCGUACCAGGCAUAUGUGUCAGAGCCUUCUCACCUUGCACAUCUUCAUAGCACUCAAACACGGAACAAUUCUUUCUCCAUGUCAACUCAAAUUCGACAGGAACUCAUUCACCAACAUACACUAAGUAUGGCACAGCUUGACCCAGAUGAUAACACUGUGCCACAGGAGGUUGACAGUUACCACACCCUGUGUCCAAUAGAACCCUUGGAUACCCCAACUGAGCAGGCGCAAAGGACGUUUGGUUAUAUGACUACCUGCUACAAAGCCGCAAAUUCUAAAGAUGGACUUAUUUACAUACUUAGAAGAAUACAUUCUUUUCGACUUGUAAAUACCAAGUCCAUGGCUCUUGUGGAUCAGUGGAAGAAAGUCAGCCACUCAAAUCUCGUCAGUCUCAGAGAAGUGUUUACAACAAAGUCUUUUGGAGAUAAUUCUCUCGUCUUCGUGUACGACUAUCAUCCUGGAGCCGAAACACUCCUUAUGAGGCAUUUUUCGGGUCCAGACUCCAAUCUCCCCGUGAACCCCGAUGGUACAUUAGUAUUUCCCUCACAUCCUCGUGCCGGCGGAAUGUUAAACAGACACCGGCCAGGUCACCGCAGUCCCAUGCCUGAACGGUUGAUUUGGAGUUACAUUAUUCAGUUGUCGUCUGCACUGAGAUCUGUUCAUGCAUCUGGACUGGCCUGUAGAGUCAUUGAUCCUUCCAAGAUUUUAUUAAUCGGAAAUUCAAGAUUAAGAAUAAAUGGUUGUGGGAUAUUCGAUGUUCUCAGUUUUGAUGCAAGUAACAGCCCGAAUGCUAUGAUUCCACAUUUCCAGCAAGAGGAUCUUACUUCCCUUGGUAAACUAGUCCUUGCCUUGGCGUGUUACUCUCUUCAAGCUGUGCAACGUGAACAUAUUCAACAGUCGUUGGAGUACAUGGCCAUGAACUACUCCUCAGAUCUUAAAAACCUUAUUAUCUAUCUUCUGGGCAGUCCUAUCGCAGCUCACAUGAAGAGCGUGAAUGACAUUAUGCCGAUGAUCGGAGCCAGAUUUUACACACAAUUAGACGCUGCGCAAGUCAAGUGCGAUGUUUUAGAGGGCGAGCUGGCUAAGGAAAUGGAGAACGGGCGCCUUUUCAGAAUCCUCUGCAAGAUUGGAAUCAUCAAUGAACGACCAGAAUUCACUAUGGAUCCAAGUUGGUCGGAGACUGGUGACCGAUAUCUUUUGAAGCUGUUUAGAGACUACUUGUUCCACCAAGUCACUGAAAAUGGUGCACCAUGGGUAGACUUGGCUCAUAUAGUUGCCUGUCUGAACAAGCUAGAAGCAGGGACAAACGAGAAAGUUUGCCUUAUGUCACGAGACGAACAGUCUGUGUUGGUGGUUUCAUAUCGUGAUCUGAAGCAGUGCUUCGAAGGCGCUUUCGGUGAAAUAAUCUCCGCUUCUCUGGCGUAAACACACCCCUAAUUUAAUCACAGAAACAAAGUGGUAGGUUUCUUAAUGGAAAAAAAAA